Molecule: messenger RNA, 740 nt
Organism: Aphidius gifuensis
Lineage: Eukaryota; Metazoa; Arthropoda; Insecta; Hymenoptera; Braconidae
Product: PEST proteolytic signal-containing nuclear protein-like
Exons: 3
Coding region: 175-654 (159 amino acids)
Biological process (GO): protein ubiquitination; proteasome-mediated ubiquitin-dependent protein catabolic process
Cellular component (GO): nucleus
Source: RefSeq, a predicted model, not a curated record
GACAAGACAGAAACAGAAAGCAUGGAAUAGAGGCAGACAGAAAAUAAAGCUUUAACCUAAUAGAUUCGUACUCCAGUAAAUAAUCUGUAAUUGUAUGUUUAUAUUUUAUCAAACUUAAACGUCGUUUAUCAUAUCAAUAAAAUAAUAAGUUAUUUUAUAACAUAAUCGAUAAUAAUGUCGAAGAGGAAUUCAAGCCAAGACAACAGAAAAGGGUUAAGUGCAUACAGAGGUGAAGAAAGAGAAGACCAUGAAAGAGAUCGAUCACCAUUGAGGCCUGAUGACAGACGUGAAUCAUCCAGAUAUGCUGAAGCUGAUUCGAGAAAACAAAAACUGGCAUUUGGAUUUGGAAAAAAAUCAACAACAACUGAUCAAAAAAAAGGGAUUCAAAUUAAAUUAGGAUCAACUUCUAAACCAGCACCAAGUCCAACUAGUAUACCAAAAACAACAGUGGCUUCGGUAUUUAAUGAUGAUGAUGAUGAUGAUGAACCAGAAGAAAUGCCAGCUGAAGCAAGAAUGAGAAUGAGAAAUAUUGGAAGAGAAACUCCAACAUCUGCAGGACCAAAUUCUUUUGGUAAAACUAAACAAGGAUUUUGUGAUUCUAAAAAAAUAUUUGAGAAAACACUUAAAAAAGCUAUGGAAGAUGCUAAUAAAUGAUUUCUUUGUUAUGGUAUAUUGAUGGCAAUGUAAAUUAUUUUUUAACUCACAAUGUAUUAAUAUCUUUUUUAGUAUUAAACAGUCAA